AUGUGGGGGUGGCCGAGGCUUCCAGAACUUCUCAGCUCCACCUUAACUUCUGCAAUGCCACUCUUCUCUUUCCCUUCCUACCAUGGAGGGAAAUACUCUAACUUGGUCGGCCCAGCUGGCUGUAACUCCUCCAAAAAGAGCCCCCCCCGCCUGCCUGGUGAUAAAAUUGUACUCCCUCAAUCCGCCUUAGAGCAGCUCUUAGCUGCUGCCCCGCUCCAAGCGGUCUCCACGAACCCGCGCGUACAUACCAGCUCCUUCGACCCUUUCAACCCUCAUACAUUUGCCGCUGAAUCUAUCGCACGCCAGCAGGUCGAGCAUCGCCAGCAGCAGCUCCCCCACCCUCUGACAUUUCGCAUCGUGAACCCCGAGAAUGGACGCUUUGUGUAUGCAGGGAUCCGCGAGUUCUCCGCCGCAGAGAACGAAGUGAUAUUAAGUGCGUUGCUUAAAGAGUCGCUUGGGAUCCAGGAUACCUCAUUCCAGCCCGAAGACCUUGCGAUUAGCGACACAGACGUGGUCUACUCAGGACAGCCUUCAGACUCGAAUCCCUCCGUAACCGUGCACGCAAAACAACUGCCCAAAGGCACGUACGUCCGAUUGCGACCCCUGGAAGCUGGGUAUGAUCCUGAGGAUUGGAAGGCUUUGUUGGAACGCCAUCUUCGAGAUAACUUUACCACUCUGACGGUCAAUGAGCUGCUCACAGUCCCCGGGACUCGCAACGAGUCUUUCCGAUUCUUAGUGGAUAAACUGUAUCCGGAAGGUGACGGCAUUUGUGUGGUCGACACGGAUCUCGAGGUCGACAUCGUCGCACUAUCAGAGGAACAAGCUCGAGAGACGUUACAAAAACGGUUGGAACGGGCAACUCGCGCACCAGGCACUGCUAAUGGUAGUUCCGUCGGAGGCACUCUGACCUUGGGCGAAGAGGUAGCAUCCCAGGUUAUACCAGGAGAGUAUGUGGACUAUGAGCUCCGGGAGUGGAUUCGAGAAGACACAGUACGACUCGAGAUAGUUAGCGAUGAUCCUUCGGUUUGUCUCUUCGCGAGCCCGUUAAGCUCCCGCCAACAAGGCCGCCCUCGGACAGACAUACAUGUGUGGGGGCAGUUUCCUGGCCCGUCAACAAAGCGAAUAAUCAUUCAGCCCACAAACAUGGCUCUCGAAGGCGCAGAAGCUCUUUACAUAUCUGCCCAUGCUAGUCCCAUGUCCUUAGAAUCCGAGCCUUCUGCGGCCCCCACCCAGAACCUACCGGUACAAUACACCCUGCGAAUAUCGAAAGGCGAAUCAAAUGAAGAGCUGGAAACCGAUGAUUCUCACGAGCCCGGCGAUGUUCAGUGCCAAAAUUGCCGCCAAUGGGUACCACAGCGGACAUUGGUUCUGCACGAGAACUUCUGUCUGCGCAAUAAUAUCUUUUGCCCCCAAUGCCACAACGUCUUCCAAAAAAGAUCCCCUGAGUGGCAAAGUCACUGGCAUUGUCCCCAUGAUUCCUCGUAUGGGAAUGAUGAGCCGAGCAAGACCGUUCAUGAUUCGAUGUUCCAUACCCCCCAUGCCUGCGUCGACUGUGGAUCCCAAUUCGAAGGGCUUCCUGCUCUAGCACAUCAUCGAACUACUGACUGUCCGAAGAAACUCAUUCUAUGCCAAUUCUGUCAUCUUCUUGUGCCUCAACAGGGGGAUUCAGAUCCCGACUUGCUGGAUCCAGAAGUCAUGCUGUCCGGCCUCACUCCCCAUGAACUCGUCGAUGGGGGUCGAACUACCGAUUGCCAUCUCUGUGGCAAGAUCAUUCGACUACGAGACAUGAAAACACAUCUUCGCCAUCAUGAUCUAGAGCGAGUUUCACGUCCACCGCCCCGUAUCUGUCUGAAUCAGAACUGCGGCCGUACCCUGUCUAGUGCGAGCAAUAAAUCCCUCGGUCUAUGCAGUGUUUGCUUUGGUCCGUUAUACGUCGAUACGUACGAUCCCGAGGGCAAGGCUCUCCGGCGGCGUAUUGAGCGGCGUUAUCUGUCCCAGAUGAUGAGCGGAUGCGCGAAACCAUGGUGCCAGAACAGAUAUUGCAAAAACGGGAAGCAAAAGAAUAACCAGGCAGCUACUCCAGCUACUGGCCUAAGUGUUGCCGACAUUAUGAAAAUCACUCGACCAUUAGUGGAACCUAUCAGUGUUCAACCAGAGACCCCGAACACCGCGCCUUUCUAUUUCUGUACCGACGAACUUGGUCAGAUUCGUCGUAAUAUCGCUGAGAUGAUAUUCGCAGAUAGCGCUGUCUCCGGUAAAGGGUAUGACUUUGCCUGGUGUGUCGCUGGCGCUGAAGCAGCAGGCGGUGAUUUGGACAAGGCCAGAGAAUGGCUUGCUAAAUGGGCUCCAACGCAAGAAGAGACCGCCAAUCAGGAGAAACUAUAG
Molecule: messenger RNA, 2385 nt
Organism: Penicillium chermesinum
Lineage: Eukaryota; Fungi; Ascomycota; Eurotiomycetes; Eurotiales; Aspergillaceae
Product: putative ubiquitin fusion degradation protein (Ufd1)
Exons: 1
Coding region: 1-2385 (794 amino acids)
Cellular component (GO): VCP-NPL4-UFD1 AAA ATPase complex
Molecular function (GO): polyubiquitin modification-dependent protein binding
Source: RefSeq, a predicted model, not a curated record